AUGGAUCUUGAGAGCCCUUUGACAAUGGCUGAACUUUCGAGAGCUGUCCAGGAGUUGAAUCCUGGAAAGUCACCUGGUUUGGAUGGUCUUCCAUCCGAGUUUUAUAAAGCUUUCUGGAACUUCAUUGGCCAGGAUGUGUACGAUGUUUUGGCGGAAAGCAUUGAAAGAGAGACCCUUCCUCUAAGCUACAUCAACGAGUGUGAGAUCGGGGCUCAUAACUGCGACCGGCACGCGACCUGCACGAACACGGCUGGAAGCUUCAGGUGCAGCUGCGCUCCGGGAUGGAUCGGGAACGGGAUCAAGUGCAAAGAUCUGGACGAGUGUUCGAACGGGACGCACCUGUGCAGCUCCAGCGCUGACUGCAUGAACACCAUGGGCUCCUACCGCUGCCUGUGCAAAGAGGGCUUCACCGGAGACGGCUUCUACUGCACCGACACGGAUGAGUGUGCUGAGAACGUGAAUCUGUGUGAGAGCGGCCACUGUCUGAACGCCGCUGGUGGAUAUCGCUGUGAGUGUGACAUGGGCUUCAUCCCCACUGCAGACGGCAGAGCAUGUGAAGACAUAGACGAGUGCACGUUUGCUGACAUCUGUGUGAACGGACGCUGUCGCAAUAUUCCCGGUCUCUUCCGGUGUGUGUGUGACCCCGGCUAUGAGCUGGACCGGAGCGGGGGAAACUGCACGGAUGUGAACGAGUGUUUGAACCCGACCACCUGCAUCAGUGGGCUGUGCCUGAACACAGCGGGCAGUUACAUCUGCAGCUGCCCUGCGGACUUCGAGCUCAACCCCACGGGAGUCGGCUGCGUCGACACUCGCUCUGGAACCUGCUUCCUGGAGGUCCACAGUCGGGGUGACGGCUCGGACAGUCUGAGCUGCUCCACUGAGAUCGGCGUCGGCGUGUCCAAAGCGUCCUGUUGCUGUUCCCUGGGUCAGGCCUGGGGGUCACCCUGCGAGACCUGCCCACUGCUCAACUCCUCCGAGUACAAGAUUCUGUGUCCCGGAGGAGAAGGAUUCCGACCCAAUCCGAUCACGGUGAUACUAGAGGAUAUCAACGAGUGUCAGGAGCUGCCUGGUCUGUGUCAGGGAGGAAACUGCAUCAACACGUUUGGCAGUUUUCACUGUGAAUGUCCGAAAGGUUUCGAACUCAACGGAGACACCCGUAUCUGUGAAGAUGUGGAUGAGUGUGAGCGGCCUGGCAUCUGUGGUCCGGGUCAGUGUUACAACACUAUUGGAAACUACACCUGCAUCUGCCCACCGGAGUACAUGCAGAUCAACGGGGGAAACAACUGCAUGGACAUGCGGAAGAGCUUGUGUUACAGGAACUACUACUCUGAUAACGCCACCUGUGAUGGAGAACUCACCUUCAACAUGACCAAGAAGUUCUGCUGCUGCUCGUACAACAUCGGCCGGGCCUGGAACAAACCCUGCGAGCGCUGUCCCGUUCCCAGCACCAAUGAGUUCGCUGUGCUGUGUGGAAGUGAGAGACCGGGAUAUUUCAUUGACAUCUACACUGGACGAGUCAUUGACAUCGACGAGUGCCGUGAGAUCCCUGGCCUGUGUGCUAACGGCGUGUGUAUCAACAUUGUCGGCAGUUUCCGCUGUGAAUGUCCGAUGGGUUUCGUUUAUAAUGACAAGCUGCUGAUCUGUGAGGAUAUUGACGAGUGUCAGAACGGUCCGGUGUGUCAGCAGAACGCCGUCUGUCUGAACGUUCCUGGAAGUUUCCGUUGUGAGUGUAAACCUGGAUACCGGCAAACUCCCACCCAGCAGUGUGUCGAUCGUAACGAGUGUGCUGAGAAUCCAAACAUCUGCAGUCCGGGUCAGUGUAUCGACACGGUGGGUAGUUACCGCUGCCUCUGCCCCAACGGCUUCACAUCCACCCCAGACCUGUGUAUUGAUGUGGACGAGUGCGAGCGUCAGCCGUGUGGAAAUGGAACCUGUAAGAACACUGUGGGCUCCUACAACUGCUUGUGUUACCCAGGAUUCCAGCUGUCACACAACAGCGAUUGCAUCGACACGGACGAGUGCACGGCGCUCCGGGGCUUGUGUCGCAAUGGAAACUGCAUCAACACGGUGGGCUCGUUUGUGUGUGUGUGUCUGGACGGGUAUAAACUCUCUCCUGACGGCCGGAUGUGUGUGGACAUUAACGAGUGUGUGAUCAGCCCUGGCACCUGCGGCCCCGGGACGUGCCAGAACCUGGACGGCUCCUACAGGUGCAUCUGCCCGUCGGGAUACUUCCUGCAGAACGACCGCUGUGAAGAUAUUGACGAAUGCUCUCAGACUCCCGAGAUCUGCAUCUUUGGGAAGUGUGUGAACACGGCCGGCAGCUUCCGGUGCGAUUGUCCCGAGGGCUUCCAGCUGUCCUCGUCCGGGAAGAGAUGUGUGGAUAUUCGUGUGAAUUACUGUUACACUAAGUUUGAGAACGGACGCUGUCUGUCCCCGAAGCCGCUCAACACGACGAAAGGAUCCUGUUGCUGCAGCGCCAUGCCGGGCCAGGGGUGGGGGGACCCGUGUGAGAUCUGCCCCUCCACUGAGGACGAGACGUAUAAAGCGCUGUGCUCCACCAUGGGAAAGACCCUCACUAUAAACGAGGAGGCUGUAGAUGUGGACGAGUGUGCGGAGAACCCCGGCAUCUGCAGGAACGGCCACUGCAUCAACACGGACGGGACGUUCCGCUGCGAAUGCCCCUUCGGAUACCGGCUCGACUUCACCGGGAUCAACUGCGAAGACACGAACGAGUGUGAGCUGGGGAACCCGUGUGGGAACGGCACCUGCACAAACGUGGAGGGAGCGUUCGAGUGCAGCUGCGACGAGGGCUUCGAGCCCGGACCCAUGAUGACCUGUGAAGAUGUAAACGAGUGUUCCCAGAAUGCUCUGCUGUGUGCAUUCCGCUGUGUCAACACGGUGGGGUCGUAUGAAUGCAGAUGUCCAGCGGGAUACGUGCUGAGAGAAGACCGGCGGAUGUGCAAAGACCAGAACGAGUGUGAGGACGGGCUGGACGACUGCGCCUCCAGAGGGAUGACCUGUAAGAAUCUGAUCGGCACGUACAUGUGCAUCUGCUCGCCGGGAUACACCAGACCGCCCAAUGGAGACAGCUGCGUGGAUCUGAACGAAUGCACGGCCAAGCCUGGCAUCUGUGAGAACGGGCGCUGCGAGAACACAGUGGGGAGUUACCGGUGCGUCUGUGAUCAGGGCUUCAGCCCCAGUCCCAGCAGAACCGACUGCAUCGAUAACCGUCAGGGCUUCUGCUUCCUGGAGGUUCUCCAGACCAUGUGUCAGAUGAGUUCCAGCAGUCGGGUCAGCGUUAGGAAGUCCGAGUGCUGUUGUGACGGGGGCCGAGGCUGGGGGCCAAACUGUGAGAUCUGCCCUUUACCCGGAACCACACACUACAGGAAGAUGUGUCCACUGGGACACGGAUACACCACUGACGGCCAGGAUAUUGACGAGUGUAAGGUGAUGGGGAACCUGUGUAAGAACGGUCAGUGUUUGAACACGCUCGGCUCCUUCAGCUGCGUCUGUAAACCCGGAUACACCACUGACAUCACGAGCACGCAGUGUGUGGAUGUGGACGAGUGUGUUCAGGCUCCGAAACCCUGUAACUUCAUCUGUAAGAACACAGAGGGCGGGUACCUGUGCUCCUGCCCACGAGGAUACCUGUUACAGGACGACUCCAAGAGCUGCCGGGAUCUGGACGAAUGCUCCACCAAACAGCACAACUGUCAGUUCCUGUGUGUGAACACGAUUGGAGGAUUCACCUGCAAAUGCCCUCCAGGAUUCACACAACACCACACGGCCUGCAUCGAUAAUAACGAAUGCACCUCUGAGCCGGGUCUCUGUGGCCCGAACGGAGUGUGUCAGAACAGCCCCGGCAGCUUCAACUGUGAUUGUCAGAGAGGAUUCUCCCUCGACCCCAAUGGACAGCACUGUGAAGACAUGGACGAGUGUGACGGGAACCAUCGCUGUCAGCACGGCUGUCAGAAUCUGGUGGGCGGCUACAGAUGCAGCUGUCCUCAGGGAUACUUACAGCACUACCAGUGGAACCAGUGCGUCGAUGAGAACGAGUGCCAGAACAGUCAGAUAUGUGGCGGCGCCUCGUGCCACAACACACUGGGCAGUUUCCGCUGCUUGUGUCCCGCGGGCUUCUCCUUCGAGCAGAUGCUGGGCGGCUGUCAGGACGUCAACGAGUGCAACUCCCAGAACCCCUGCAGUUACGGCUGCUCCAACACUGAUGGAGGAUACCUGUGUGGCUGCCCACCUGGAUACCUGAGAGCGGGACAGGGUCACUGUCUCUCUGGAGCGGGUCUGUCUCCUCAGACUCCCUCAUCCGACGCCGACGAGAACUCGCUCUCUCCCGAGGCCUGUUACGAGUGUAAGAUCAACGGAUAUCCAAAGAAGGGCCGCAAACGCAGGGACGCCAACGCAACCGAGGAGCUCCAGAACGAUUUGGACUCAGCUAGUGUGGACGUGGACGACACACUCCAUCUCCAUCUGAACAUGAGCACGCUGAAGAGCAAAGACCACAUCAUCGAGUUCGUCCCGGCGCUGUCGACGCUCAGCGAUCACGUGCGCUACGCCAUCGAGUACGGCAACGACGACGGCCUGUUCCUGAUGAACCAGAAGCACGGCGUCAGCUACCUGCACAUAUCCAAGAAGAAGCCUCUCCAGCCGGGUGUGUAUUCUCUGCAGAUCCGCAGCGUGGGCCGGGCCGGCGGACUCGAGCCGGGGGACUCGGACUACCUCAGCGCGCAGCUGGGACACGCUCUGCUCAUGCGAGUUCAGAUCGUCCUGCACUGAUCCAGCAAACGCACAGACUGCCGCCCACAGCUACGGCCAAAGACCAGCACCUUCCUCUCCACUAGCGCUGCGCGAUUAAUCGCAAUGAAACCGCACGCGAUUUGGCAAAGGCUGCGAUUAUUUUAUGCACGACUGAUCGGUAGUAAACGCUGCUCCAUCUGAACACCAGAGGGCGUCUCACACACACACACACACAUGCCAAAUAUGCCCCGCAGAAGUACA
Messenger RNA from Rhinichthys klamathensis goyatoka, 5010 nucleotides. Its product is annotated as fibrillin-1-like. The record is from RefSeq and is a predicted model, not a curated record. The transcript has 35 exons. Gene Ontology annotation, molecular function: calcium ion binding. Bases 1 to 4788 code for a protein of 1595 amino acids. Lineage: Eukaryota; Metazoa; Chordata; Actinopteri; Cypriniformes; Leuciscidae.